AUGGACAUGCUUAAGGAUUCCUCUGCUUCCAGCCCUCUUGCCUUGGAUGCUAAGGGUCAGUUGCCAGUUACCAAGAGUGCCCGGAUACUGAAGAUUCACUUCCUUCCUGAGAGAUUGGUCUUUGCCAAAUUCUAUGCGGAACAAACCCUAGACUUCAGCCUCAUGGAUGUGGUUGGUGAAAACGAGGCUCUGCAGCAGUUCUUCGAAGCCCAGGGAGCCAAUGGCAGUCUGGGGAACGCAGCCCUGGAUACAAGUCUGCUGGAGGAAUUCCUGGGCAGUGAUUUCGAUCUGGGGGCCUUGCAACGCCAAUUCCCAGACACCCCACCCUACUCUGCGUCGGACUCCUGCUCUCCUCCCCAAGACCCAGCUGCUUGCUGCACGACUCUGAGGCCCAGUGGUGCACCUGGACCCUACUUUGCACACCCGCCCCAGACCUCCUCGGCUCCACCAACCAGCCACUGUGGCCCCCCACACAGCGGCUUUUCCAACUGCUACCCCAACACCAGUCAUGCGGCCUCCUCUCUGGACCUUUCCAACGCCUCCCAUCUGGGGACAGACUACACAUACCACCCACAGCCUCUGUGCUACAACUCUGGAACCUCAGUACCAUCAACCAAGAAGCGAAAGUACACAGAUGCACAGGAAGAUGCCAGGGACUCUGGUGCAUGGGCCCACUCUGGACCAAUUAACUUUGGCCUGAGGCAUCAAGAUCUUCUUGUUGGGCUCCCAGUGAAGCAUGGUUUGACAUGUAGAAGUCAUCCCUGUGAAGUACAAGAGCAUGACAAUGAGGCCCCCCAUGUGAACCCUGCGGACCCGACCUCUCCUGCACUGAAGUGGCAGCCAUACCAAAGUGUUCCUUGGCACAGUUUAUUAAAUGGUCAUUAUGAAAAACUACCUGAUCUAGGCUACCAAGUUGUCACAGAUAAAGGAUUUAAUUUUUCACCAGCAGAUGAAGCUUUUGUUUGCCAAAAAAAGAACCAUUUUCAAUUAACCAUCCAGAUUCAAGUUUGGGGAAGUCCAAAAUAUGUUGAAACCCAAAUGGGUCUCAAGCCAAUAGAAAUGUUUUACUUGAAAGCUUUUGGGGUUAAGGUAGAAGCCACCAAUCAAAUAAUUACUAUUGAACAGUCCCAAGCAGAUCGAAGCAAAAAGAUUUUCAAUCCUGUUAAAAUCGACCUGCUAGCUGACCAGGUAACUAAAGUAACCCUGGGCCGAUUGCACUUCAGUGAAACCACAGCGAAUAACAUGAGGAAAAAGGGAAAACCAAAUCCUGAUCAGAGAUAUUUUAUGUUGGUGGUUGGACUGUAUGCUGCUAACCAAGACCAGUUCUAUUUGUUAUCAGCCCACAUCUCGGAAAGGAUCAUUGUGAGGGCCUCUAACCCUGGGCAAUUUGAAAAUGACAGCGAUGCAUUAUGGCAGCGAGGACAAGUUCCAGAAUCUGUUGUCUGUCACAGUCGAGUGGGAAUAAACACAGAUGCCCCGGAUGAAGCCUUGGUCGUCUGUGGCAACGCAAAAGUGAUGGGGACAAUCAUGCAUCCCUCUGACAGCAGGGCAAAGCAGAAUAUCCAAGAGGUUGACACGAAUGAACAGCUGAGAAGAAUAGCUCAAAUGAGGAUUGUCGAAUAUGACUACAAGCCUGAAUUUGCCUCUGCGAUGGGAAUCAAUACUGCUCAUCAAACUGGAAUGAUUGCCCAGGAAGUGCAAGAGAUCCUACCCAGAGCUGUGAGAGAGGUUGGCCAUGUCACCUGUGAAAAUGGAGAGACAUUGGAGAACUUCCUCAUGGUAGAUAAGGACCAGAUCUUUAUGGAAAAUGUAGGGGCAGUUAAGCAGCUCUGCAAGCUGACCAACAACCUUGAAGAAAGAAUAGAAGAGUUAGAAAUCUGGAACCAGAAGCUGGCCAGGCUAAAAAGGCUCAGUAGCUGGAAGUCAUCAGUCAGCCAGGCGAGCUCCAUCAGCAAAUCUGUUAGCAGAACUUUUAGUACAUCUUCUCCAAGAAAGGUCAUUUCUCCCAAAAAUAACAAGGUUUAUUUUUCAGGAAAAAAACAGUUGUGUCCUAACUGGGUUUUCCAGACUUCGGUUAUAACUCUAAUUGCUGUGAUGGCAUUUUGUGCCUUGACGAUUGUCUCACUUUACAUACUUAGUUUAAAAGAUCAAGAACAACGAAUCCCACAUCUCCCUUCCAGCAAUAUCACAAGCUCUCAGAAGCCAACUCUCCUCCCCACAGCCUCUCCCUCAGCACCUCAGACAUCUCUGGCCACCACUCAGCCCUUCCAAGUGCCAGAAAUCACUUUCUGUGAAGUCCUGCCCUGUCAAGAGACUUACUGUUGCCCUAUUUGGGAACCAGGAAGAAGCCUCUCAAGUUCUGAGCAAAGACAAUUGAAGAAGAAGGAAAGCCAUCAGAAACCAUGGGCUGAAGAGAGAAACACAUCAUUCCUGGCAAGAGAUGUGCUCACCAGUCCUGAAUGGGGGAGUGACUGGAUUGAUACAACCAUCAGUUCUAUUCAGAUAAUGGAAAUCCAGCAGAUAAUAGAUGGCCGGUAUUGCAGUAGAAGUCUCCAGUGUGGGUCUGGACAUUACAAUUAUAAUAUUCCUGUUAAUAAGCACACACCCACCAAUGUCAAAUUCUCUCUGGAAAUCAACACAACAGAACCAUUGAUAGUCUUCCAGUGCAAAUUCACCCGUGGAAAUAUAUGCUUCCAUAGUAAAAGGGAAGCCAAUGGGAUGCAAAGCCAGCAAGAAAUUCCCCAGAUGAUGACACAGGGGUAUCAACACAUCUGGAACCUUGCUGUCGCUCCUUUCUUUGAUAGUGCCUACCACUUCCGUGUCGCUGCACCGGAUUUAGCUGACUGUUCAACGGAUCCGUAUUUUGCUGGGAUAUUCUUUACAGAUUACUUCUUUUACUUCUAUCGACGCUGUACCUAA
Molecule: messenger RNA, 2919 nt
Organism: Suncus etruscus (white-toothed pygmy shrew)
Lineage: Eukaryota; Metazoa; Chordata; Mammalia; Eulipotyphla; Soricidae
Gene: MYRFL
Product: myelin regulatory factor like
Exons: 27
Coding region: 1-2919 (972 amino acids)
Biological process (GO): protein autoprocessing; positive regulation of DNA-templated transcription
Cellular component (GO): endoplasmic reticulum membrane; nucleus
Molecular function (GO): sequence-specific DNA binding; DNA-binding transcription factor activity
Source: RefSeq, a predicted model, not a curated record